Labeo rohita (rohu) is the source of this 1578-nucleotide messenger RNA. It is a transcript of the gene lhx9, whose product is annotated as LIM homeobox 9. Gene Ontology annotation, biological process: neuron differentiation; regulation of transcription by RNA polymerase II. Gene Ontology annotation, molecular function: RNA polymerase II transcription regulatory region sequence-specific DNA binding; DNA-binding transcription factor activity, RNA polymerase II-specific. Gene Ontology annotation, cellular component: nucleus. The record is from RefSeq and is a predicted model, not a curated record. Lineage: Eukaryota; Metazoa; Chordata; Actinopteri; Cypriniformes; Cyprinidae.
UCUAACACACACAGUCCCAAACCUGACUUUCAAGCAUUCGGAUCCCCAGUAGGAGAUUGGGACUAUCUGAAAACCUACGUUUAAAACAUCCUCCAGACUUCAGCUUUGCCUUAUAUCGUCCGGACUAUACUUUUUUUCCCCUUCUGCCCAACAAGCAAGACGCUGGAGAAGUGGACUGGUUCUCCUGCCUGUUCCUGCGCCGUCCAUCAAAUCCCACCGGCUUUAUUUUUAAAAUAUUGAUUGCAUUUGUGUGAAUUUGUUGGUGCAGAUCCAAUCGGAUGUUUUAAGGAUCCGGAAAGCUGUAUAUGGAAGUUGUGGGGUGCAAGGCGAAAGAAAGCAGUUGCACAUUGCGUCCAGCAGCCAUGCUUUUCCACGGCAUCUCUGGGGAUCAUAUUCAAGGGAUCAUGGAGGAGAUGGAGAGGAGAUCUAAAACGGAGUCUCGUCUGGCUAAAACCGUUCAGAUGAACGGACGAGAAACGACGAUGCCCUCCAUGAGCCCAGAGAAGCCUGCGCUGUGCGCCGGCUGCGGUGGGAAAAUCUCCGACAGAUACUACUUACUCGCCGUUGAUAAACAGUGGCAUUUAAGGUGUCUCAAGUGUUGUGAAUGUAAACUGGCCCUUGAAUCCGAGCUGACGUGUUUCGCGAAGGAUGGCAGCAUUUACUGCAAAGAGGAUUACUACAGAAGGUUCUCCGUGCAGAGAUGUGCCCGCUGCCACCUCGGCAUCUCCGCUUCGGAAAUGGUGAUGCGCGCCAGGGACUCCGUGUACCAUCUGAGCUGCUUCACCUGCACCACAUGCAACAAAACACUGACCACGGGUGACCAUUUCGGCAUGAAAGACAACUUGGUUUACUGCCGGGUUCACUUUGAGACCCUUAUUCAGGGAGAGUAUCACCCUCAAUUAAACUACGCUGAAUUAGCGGCCAAAGGCGGAGGGCUAGCGCUGCCUUACUUCAAUGGCACCGGCACAGUGCAAAAAGGGAGGCCGCGGAAGAGGAAGAGCCCGGCGAUGGGGAUAGACAUCGGCUCUUACAACUCAGGUUGUAACGAGAACGAAGCGGACCAUUUGGAUCGAGAUCAGCAACCCUACCCUCCAUCCCAGAAGACCAAGCGCAUGCGUACAUCGUUCAAACACCAUCAGCUUCGCACCAUGAAGUCCUACUUCGCCAUAAACCACAACCCCGAUGCCAAGGACUUAAAACAGCUCGCCCAAAAGACAGGACUGACCAAAAGAGUUCUUCAGGUUUGGUUCCAAAACGCACGGGCCAAAUUCAGAAGGAACGUUUUGCGGCAGGAGAAUGGGGGUGUUGAUAAGGCCGACGGCACGUCACUUCCGCCGCCCUCUUCCGACAGCGGUGCUCUGACCCCACCCAGCACGGCCACCACACUAACUGACCUGACCAAUCCCUCAAUCACCGUAGUAACAUCAGUGACCUCUAGUUUGGACAGCCACGAACCGGGAGCCCCCCCACAAACUACCUUGACAAACCUUUUCUAACACGGAUUUGCUCUUUUUUUUUUUUUUUUUUGUCUCUACCCCAUUUAUUUCCAGAUUCUAUUUUUGUUUUCCACAAAAAAAC